UUUUAAAUGUCAAAUAAUUUAGCAAAUGGUGUUGGUGUUGGCGUUCUUUGCUGUUCUUUGCUGAACGUUUUUACUAAUUUCUAUCUAAAUGUGAAAAGAUGGUGACAAUUAAUGUACGCUGUACCAAUUAGGUUUUAUUGUUCAAGAGUUGUUUGCAUUUACAACGUUUAUCAGGUUGAUUCUUUGGAUGUAAACUUCAGCCUCUGCCAAGAUUUCUUUCCAAAAAAUGCAGGGGGACGACCCUCCAUUCUUGCCAGUUGGUACUGAUGUCAGUGCCAAGUACAAGGGUGCCUUUUGUGAGGCCAAGGUUAAAAAAGUGGUUCGGAAUAUCAAAUGUAAGGUUUCAUUAAAAGCAGGGGGUGGAAGCCUUACAGUGAAUGAUGACGUCAUCAAAGGCACCCUGAGGGUCGGCAGCACAGUGGAGGUGAAACAGGACCCCAAAAAGGACGCAAUGGAAGCCGUCAUCACUAAAAUACAAGACUGCAGCCAGUAUACUGUUGUUUUUGAUGACGGCGAUAUAACGACGUUACGGCGGUCUGCGUUAUGCCUGAAGAGUGGUCGGCACUUCAACGAGAGUGAAACUCUGGAUCAGUUGCCUCUCACUCAUCCAGAGCAUUUCUCCACGCCUGUCAUAGCUGGCCGGCGUGGACGGAGAGGCAGAGCACAGUCGGACGAAAGCGAGGGCGAAGGCCCGACGCGGCGCGUGAAGGCCGACAGCGCCGAGCGGGAGCCGCACGUGGGCCGCGUAGUACUAGUAGAGGCGGCGGGCGGGGCGGAGCGCCGGCGCCCGCACCAGCCGGCCUUUCCUGCGCUCGUUGUAGCGCCCACUGCGCAGAUCAAGGUCAAGGAGGACUACCUGGUGCGCUCCUUCAAGGACGGCCGAUACUACACGGUGCCCAAGAAGGAGGCGCGCGAGUUCCGCAAAGGCAGCGCGCCGCUGGAGUGGGCGGGCGUGGAGGCGGCGCUGCAGUACCUCAACAACGGCGUGCUGCCGCCGCACUGGGACCGCGACACGCUGUUCAACGAGCCCCGGAACACCUCCGAUGACAGUUCUGACGACGAGCCCCGCGAAGAGAAGGACCACUUCGUGGCGCAACUAUACAAGUUCAUGGACGACCGCGGCACGCCGCUCAACAGGAACCCCACGAUAGCCAACAGGGACAUCGAUCUGUAUAGAUUGUUCAGGGUUGUGCAAAAGCUUGGAGGAUACAACAGAGUGACAAAUCAGAAUCAGUGGAAGACGAUAGCUGAUAAGAUGGGCUUCCAUCCAGUCACAACAAGUAUCACCAAUCUUUGCAAGCAGGCUUAUAAAAAGUUCCUGCACAGCUUCGAAGACUUCUACCGCAAGCUGGGCGUGACGCUCGUGGCGCACCCGCGAGGCGCGCGCACGCCGCCCGCCGGCCGCUCGCUCAUCCGCGACCGCGACAAGCAGCCGCCCUCCUCGUCCGCAUGCUCCACGCCUACCGGCACGCCCACACUACAACGUGGAAAAGAUAAAGACUCAGAUAAGAGCGAAACAGAGAAGAGUGACAAAAGUGAAAAGGAAGAUAAAGUAGACAAGGUAGAAAAAGAAAAAGUGCCGAAAGAGAAACCACGCAUCAGUGAUAACGAGGAUAGCGCCGAUAACCAGCCACUUGUGACGACUACACCUAAGGUCGAAAAAGAAAAGGAAAAAGAGAGAGAAAAAGAAAAGGAGAAAGAAAAAGAGAGAGAAAAGGAAAAGGAGAGAGAAAGAGAGCGUGAGAAAGAGAAGGAAAAGGAAAAAGAGAAAGAAAAAGAAAAGGAGAAAGAGAAAGAAAAAGAAAAGGAGAGAGAGAAAGACAAGGGUUCCACCACCAGCGAAGAGAAAGCUCCCGUGGUCAAAUCGCGCUCUCAGUCGAAGACACGCAGCAUGCUGCCUGUCAAGCUUGACUCGCACGAUAAGAGGACGCCCAAGCGAAGGCCUCUGUCUUCUAAAAGCGAGAGUACAGGCGCGGCCAUAUCGCGGGCGUCGCGUCGACCACACGUCUCCACAGACAGCGACAGCUCGGGACGAGCCUCAAGAUGCGGGCCAACAAAGAUGAAGAUGCAAAGCCGCCGCAGCCAGAGUGCUAACUCGGCCAGCAGUGGAAACACCAUCGCGUCUAACAGUAGCAAGCGCCCGCGCAAGAGGAAGAACACUGAGCCGUCGUCUAAUGAGCCGACUCGUUCUGGUGGAACCAAUGUGAAAGCACAAGUGGGAGACAAACUAAAAGUAUACUAUGGACCGACGCAGUCUGAAUCUAAGUCGCAACUUCAUCAAAAGGUGACGUACGAGGCGAAGGUGAUCGAGGUGUCGCCGGAGGGCAUGCUGCGAGUGCACUAUACCGGCUGGAACACGCGCUACGACGAGUGGAUCAAGCCGCAGCGCAUCGCGCUAAACGUCACGCAGCACGAGGCGCGGAAUAAGAAGAAUACCAGUAUUAGCAGGCGCGUGAGAUCAAAAAGAACUGAAGAAUCUUCAGCACGAUCCGACACUGACAGUGACUCGGAUAGUGACGCAAGCGUUAAAAGGCCGCCUAAAAAAUCUUCGGAUGACAAAGGUGGUUCAAAAACUCCAUCCCGAUCUAAAGAUGCAAAAUCGAGUGACAGCAGUAGUUCAAGUAAACCCCGCAAGAGGCCUGUGAGGACAAUAUCAACUCCUACCUCGGUUUCGCCAGCGAAGAAACCUCGGCCAUCGACUAGCCACCAGGGUCGGGACUAUGAUCUAAACGAAAUAAGAUCAGAGUUAAAAGGCUUGCACUCGGUCAAGCAGGAACCUGAAGAACUGAAGCCAGAACAGUCCGACAAAGACCCGCUCGUCCCAGCUCAAGCAGCCGGUCCCUCCGCCGAACCCCCGCAGCCUGAGAAGCAACCGGAAGACGUUUAUGAAUUCAAAGAGCCCGAACCGUUCGAACUGGAAUUGCACGAUGAGAAAAAGAAACGCACACAUCGCAUAUUUGACGACAUUUCUCCCAGCAAAUACACUUCAACGUUAUCUAAAUCGCUCAGCGAGGAGAUAUCCGAGGACCCCAUGAGGCCGCGGCCGUCGUCGCUGCGGUCGCCGUCUUUGUCGCCGUUCAGGGACUUUGGCGCCACGCGGGACGCGCCGGGCAGACAAAGUCCCGAGGAUGACUCCAAAGACGGCCUAUUCUCUCUUGACGACGAUUCGUUCCCCGGCGACGGUAGCUCGGGUCCUAUCUUCGAAGGAUUCACGCCAGCCAAAAACCAGGAAACGUAUUCCAAAAAGAGCAAAGUGUCAAAACUGAGGGAACUCAUAGACGAUUCUCCUGAUAGUCCAGCAGAUGACGAGCAAUCUUCUGAAGACGAAUCCGAAGAUAUCACGAUGAAGGAGGAAGAUGAAGAAGAUGAUCGUGAGCCGAGCCCCAUUGCGCCUGAAAUGGAGCCUCCUAAGACACCGGAGCCAGAAGUGCAAGAAGAAAUCAAAGAACCAGAGCCCGAACCGAUAAAGCCAGAAGUGAAAGAAGUUACUCCUGAGCCUGAAGAUGAGGUUAAGGAAGACAAAUUGCCAGAACCACAAAAAACACCGCCAAUGAAAAAACUGGAACUUCCCAGCAUAAAUAUCAUACCCAUUUCAAAUGUAGACAGCAAUCCUUCAACGGAACCUAAAGUUAUUAAAGUUGACAAAGAGGAACCUAAAAAAGAAGAUCCAAUAAAACUUCUUUCAAUACCACUACCGCAAUCUGAGCCUCCAAAAGACAGCAUCAGUCCCAAAUUGAAGAUUGAAAAAAAACUAGAUCCAGAACCAACUGUGGGUCCCUCGAAACUGGAGCCUCCUUCCAGCCCCCUCAUAGACACGGAGGAGGACAAAUCCGAGCCCGAUAGUCCUGCCCGUAUCGACGUCUUACCUGAACCGCCACCCGCAUUCCUGUUGCAAUCUGAAGGCCCUAAGAUCGCCGAGAAACUCCUCAAGGCGAUCAAUAGCGCUAAAAGGUUGUCCAUGUCGCCGCCACCGGUUGAGGACCGCCCGCUCACGCCGAAGGACGUGUUAAAACUGUCGAAGCCUGAGGGCAAACUAUCGCCCGUCGCGCCCGAACUUAAGACUGCUGCGAACAAGCCGCCAGAACCGCUGAAGCCCUUGGCUAGGGUCGACCCUCUUAAGAAGUUCGGUGCGACGGAGUUACCCGAUCCCGUGUUCGGCGAGCCGUCGAACAUGACCGACGCGAAGCGAGACUUGGCGGACGUGAAGAAGGUGAAGCCGAAGGAGCCGACGCCUCCGCGGCUUCAGAGCCCGCUGAAUUUACUCGAGCGUCGGAAGAGCGUCUGCGUCGACCCGCCCCAGGCCAAGACCAGCAAAGUGCUGAGUGACACGAUACAGAAGUUGUCGAGCCAGAUCAACCAGUCGGCGGCGACGGUCGCAGCCACCAUCCCGCUGCCGCCGUUCCCGGCUGAAGACAGGAGCGAGUCGAGUGAUUCUGACGAUUCGGAUAGGAGCUUUUUCAGGUUAAUAAUUGACAAGCUAUCGGUAGAGGAGUGGGGAAGCGGGGGUAGCUCGGAGGCCUCCCGCGGGAAUACCGGCGGGACGGCGGCGGCGAGCGUCAUUCCGGCGCCGCCGCCUGCGCUCGCGGCGGUGGCGCGCACAGCGCUGCACGCCGGUAAAUCGCCGGGCGAGUGGAGCGCCGGCGAGUCACUGCUCAUGCUCGAAGACGCCUGCAAGAACGAACGCAAGCACAUGAUUCGCGCACCCGCAGGCGCGAACGUGGUGGUGGCGGGCAGCGGGCGCGCGGCGCCGGGCCCCAGCGCCGCGCCCGAGGACGACAGCAACCUGUCGCUGCUGCUGUGCGAGGAGACCAUCCCCGGCUCGCCCGCGCCCGACAGCGAGCCCGCGCCGCCGCGCCAGCGCCUCCACAUGCCCUUCGCGUGCGCGCCGCCGCACCACUCGCACUCCAAGGAAGAGAGGCGUGCGGAAGGCGCGGCGGGCUUAGGCGCGGGCGCGGGCGCGGCGGCGGGCGCGGACGCGGGCGCGGCGGAGGGCGCGGGCUGGGCGCGGCGCCACGCGCUCGUCGACAACACGCCGCCCACCACGCCCGACAGCAGCCUCGAUAUGUCGCCACACAGAGAACGUCGUAUGUCAGAGCGUGAUAGCCCCUCGGAGCGUAAGGAAGAUGAAGAUGAAGGAAGGCCCAAUGAUAUUUCCCUUGAUAUAGAUAAACCACACGGCGUGCGCUCGCGCAAGGCGUCUGAGAGCUCGCUAGGCGCGGGCGCCGGCGCCGCGACGGGCCGCACGCGCGCGCGCCGCUCCCGCCGCGACACCGACGACCACGCGCCCGGCUCCCACCACACGCCGCUCAAGUACAACUUCUACGUGGACCUGGAUCCUUCGUGGGACUGCCCGACGCGCAUCAACGUACUGACGUCACGGCUGGCGGACCUGCGCAAAGCAUACCAUUCCGUCAAGGCCGAGCUCGCGGCCAUCGACCGCCGCCGCAAGAAGCUGCGACGCAAGGAGAGAGAAGCUGUAAAGGCAGCAAAGGCUGCGUGCUCAUGAUGAAGGCUGUAUUAAGCCCACUAACAAGACAUGCUGGAUCUCAGGAGCGUUACUUCAGUCGUUUAUUCGUUUUAGAAUAAAUAGACGGUCCGCACAAAUACAAAGUGUAAGGAAAAGGUUACCAAAACAAGAAAAGUGAAUACAGACCAUUAUAAACUAACUUUAUCGAAUUUAAUAUCUCGAGAUCAUUUUUAUUCUCUUUCAAUGUAUGUAUAAUGAUACUGUAUUCGCAGUGCCUAAAUGGAUUAGAUUGCGUAAUUUAUCAGAUUGUAAUUACUUAUUAGUGUAUUGUGUUCC
Messenger RNA from Ostrinia furnacalis (Asian corn borer), 5803 nucleotides. Its product is annotated as AT-rich interactive domain-containing protein 4B. The coding region runs from base 227 to 5506 and encodes 1759 amino acids. The transcript is spliced from 27 exons. Gene Ontology annotation, molecular function: transcription cis-regulatory region binding. NCBI's taxonomy places the organism in Eukaryota, Metazoa, Arthropoda, Insecta, Lepidoptera, Crambidae. The record is from RefSeq and is a predicted model, not a curated record. Gene Ontology annotation, biological process: regulation of transcription by RNA polymerase II. Gene Ontology annotation, cellular component: nucleus.